CAGGUGACUAUCCCGCCCGGCAAACGAGCCGCAGGCGAGGCCGCCGAGGACGCUCUCGCUCUUGCUCUCUGCGUUUUUUUGCACGGCCAGCGUCAAGAUCCAGUCCAGAUCAAGCUUUGGUCCCGCAAGCUGCACCCGAGGCAUCUCGCAAGUCCCCACAUCCCACCCUACUCGGAGCACCGGACACACUCGGAUCCGUCGCAGACAUGUCUUCAGCCCAUCUCCGGAGCCAAACGCUGUCGCUGUACAGAUCGCUCCUGCGGUCGAUCAAGCAGUGGCCUCCACAGAGCCGAGCGCACCGAUUAGAAGUGCAAGCCCCGCAAUGGCUACGGGAGGAGUUUACGGCCAACAGCGAGCUCUCCGAGGGCGAGUGGCAGGCCAAGCUGGCAGAAGGACAGAAGGAGCUCGAGUCGCUCCAAGCACUGGUCGGGGACAAGGUUGAGGCUCAGUACCCGUUUUCGGAUUCGAGCCGGAUCAUCGCCUUCAUGCCUUCGAAGAAGAUGUUCAGUCUGCUGGAUACAGAGGCCCAGGAGCAGCUCAAGCCCGAGAAUGUGUCGACAUUCAAGUUCCUGGGUGCAUACAUUGCCACAAAGUACAAGAUUGGAAUGUCGCCGCCGAACCAGCAAUAAACGGCUCGGUCGCAGCGGGCCAUUGACGAGACACCUUGACUGGUCCCGGUGCUGCAUGAUGUCGGCAGGAUGGACUUGUGGUGCCGGGGGAGCUGUGGCAACGAGCAAAUAUGCGCUGAU
Messenger RNA from Polychytrium aggregatum, 749 nucleotides. RefSeq lists its product as uncharacterized. The record is from RefSeq and is a predicted model, not a curated record. The coding region runs from base 207 to 629 and encodes 140 amino acids. Lineage: Eukaryota; Fungi; Chytridiomycota; Chytridiomycetes; Polychytriales. The transcript is spliced from 2 exons.